AUGGAGACUUCCAAGACCUUCAUUAGACGUCCUCCGGUCACACCAGGCUACAGUGGUUUUGUGCCCUACCUCAGCUGCCAGGGGACCUCCGGCGAGGACCACAUGGACCACUGCCUGGAAGACUUCCAGGAGCAAAGGCAGCGAUACAUAGACCGGCAGGAGGCGCUUCACCGUUCAGUGGACGCUGCCCCCAAACUGAAGCCCGUCUGCUCCGAGGACACGGUCCUGCGGGCUCUGCACGAGUACACUCGGAAGUACCACCCCUUGAGUCUGGAAUGCAAGAACAUGAAGAAACCUCUCCAUGAGCCCCCAAUCCCUGGCUGGGCAGGCUACCUCCCCAGAGCCAAGGUCACUGAACUAGGUUGUGCCACGAGGUACACUGUCAUGGCCAGAAACUGCUACAAGGACUUCAAGGACAUUGUGGAGCGGGCCAAGAGAGCACGUCUGAAAUCAUACGAGGAGUAA
This is a messenger RNA of Marmota flaviventris (yellow-bellied marmot), 465 nucleotides long. RefSeq names its product sperm microtubule inner protein 5 (gene Spmip5). The record is from RefSeq and is a predicted model, not a curated record. Lineage: Eukaryota; Metazoa; Chordata; Mammalia; Rodentia; Sciuridae.